Sorex fumeus (smoky shrew) is the source of this 2632-nucleotide messenger RNA. RefSeq names its product protocadherin beta-17-like. Gene Ontology annotation, molecular function: calcium ion binding. The transcript has a single exon. Gene Ontology annotation, cellular component: plasma membrane. The record is from RefSeq and is a predicted model, not a curated record. Lineage: Eukaryota; Metazoa; Chordata; Mammalia; Eulipotyphla; Soricidae. Gene Ontology annotation, biological process: homophilic cell-cell adhesion. Bases 185 to 2572 code for a protein of 795 amino acids.
UCUCCAUAAAAGCUGAGCAGUUUUGAAACAAAGGAAACAGUUUACACUACCGGGGUAGGUUUCAGAGAGGUGAGAAUACUUAUGUUAAUUCAAGAAGAACUAAAUAUCAUUGUGCCAAGACGGGAGAGCUAUCCGUAAAGCAAUUAUUUUGCGAUUAUUUGGAUCUUCUGGACCUGGAGGAACCAUGACUAUCCUGCUACCCAAAGCACCACAGAAAAGGCAAGUGACCGCCAUUAUUUUUCUGUUAUUGUGGGAGGUGAGUGGUGAGACCCUUAAGUAUUCCAUUCUAGAAGAGGGGGAUGGCAGUUCCUUUGUGGCCAAUUUAGCAAAGGAUCUGGGACUGGGCUUAAAGGAGCUGACUGUGAGGGGUGCCCGGAUUAUUUCUAAGGGAAAUAAACAGCAUUUGCAGUUUGAGCAGGAAAGUGGGGAUUUGCUCCUCAAAGAAAAACUGGAUCGGGAAGAGGUGUGUGGUGACACAGACCCAUGUAUACUGCCUUUCCAAGUGUUACUGGAAAACCCGGUACAAUUUGUUCAAGGUGAAAUAUACCUCCAAGACAUAAAUGAUCAUGCUCCGGAAUUCUUGGAAAAGGAGAUCCUCCUGAAAAUCUCAGAAAUCAGCCAUCCAGGGACUGCAUUUCCUUUAAAAAUAGCUCAAGAUUUAGAUGUGGGUAACAACACAGUUCAGAACUAUACGAUUAGCACCAACUCCUAUUUCCACGUUUCCACCCAAAGUCACAGAGAUGGCAGGAAAUAUCCAGAACUGGUUCUGGAUAAAGUACUUGACCGUGAGGAGCAGUCAGAGCUUAGGUUGAUUCUCACAGCACUGGAUGGUGGGUCACCACCUAGGACAGGGACCGCCCAGGUUCUCAUUAUGGUCCUUGACAUAAAUGAUAAUGCGCCUGAAUUUGCUCAGUCUCUCUACCAGGUGCAGGUCCCAGAGAACAGUCCAAUUGGGUCACUUGUCAUUACUGUCUCUGCAAGGGACUUAGAUGCUGGGACCCAUGGGGAACUGUCCUACUCAUUUUUUCAGUCCUCAAAUCAAAUCAUGCAGUCUUUUGAAGUAAACACAGUCAUAGGAGAAAUUCGAUUAAAGAAAAUGUUGGAUUUUGAAGAAAUUCAAUCAUACCAAAUAGAAGUUGAGGCCUCAGAUGGUGGGGGUCUUUCUGGAAAAUGCACGAUUGCCAUAGAAGUGAUGGAUGUAAACGACAAUGCACCAGAACUGAUUAUGUCAUUGCUCAACAACAAUAUCCCAGAAAACUCCCCUGACACUGUGGUGGCUAUUUUCAGAAUAUCGGAUCCAGACUCGGGGGACAAUGGAAAAGUGAUGUGUUCCAUUCAAGACCAUGUCCCCUUCCUUUUGAAACAUACCAUAGAAAACUUCUACACUUUGGUCACAGAAGGAUCGCUGGACAGAGAGAGCCAGGAGGAGUACAACAUCACCAUCACGGUGACAGACAUGGGCACCCCCAGGCUGCAAACACAGCACACCAUCACGGUGCUGGUGUCCGACAUGAACGACAACGCCCCCGCCUUCAGUCAGCCCUCCUACACCCUGCUGGUGGGCGAGAACAACAGCCCUGCACUGCACAUAGGAAGCGUGAGCGCCUCUGACCCCGACGCGGGCAGCAACGCCCAGGUGACCUACUCUCUGCUGCCUUCCCAAGACCCACAGCUGCCGCUCGCCUCGCUGGUGUCCAUCAACGCCGACAACGGGCAGCUGUUCGCGCUGCGCUCGCUGGACUUCGAGGCCCUGCGAACCUUCGAGUUCGGCGUGGGCGCGUGGGACCGCGGCUCGCCCGCGCUCAGCAGCCAGGCGCGGGUGCGCGUGCUGGUGCUGGACCGCAAUGACAACGCGCCCUUCGUGCUGUACCCGCUGCAGAACGCGUCGGUGCCCUGCAGCGAGCUGGUGCCCAGGGCGGCAGAGGCGGGCUACCUGGUGACCAAAGUGGUGGCGGUGGACAGCGACUCGGGCCAGAACGCCUGGCUGUCGUUCCAGCUGCUCAAGGCCACAGAGCCCGGGCUCUUCAGCGUGUGGGCGCACAAUGGCGAGGUGCGCACUGCGCGGCCGCUCAGCGAGCGCGACGCGCCCAAGCACAGGCUGCUGGUGCUGGUCAGGGACAAUGGCGAGCCGCCACUGUCGGCCAGCGUCACGCUGCACGUGCUGCUGGUGGACGGCUUCUCGCAGCCCUUCCUGCCGCUGCCCGACGCGCCGCCCGACGCGCCUUCCGAUGACCGCCUCACCGUCUACCUGGUGGUGGCCUUGGCCUGCGUGUCGUCGCUCUUCCUUUUCUCCGUGCUGGCCUUCGUGACCGUGCGCCUGUGCAGGCGGGCCGGCCCGCCUGCGGGGGUCCCCUACCCGCUGCCCGAGCCUCACUUCCCAGGACACCUGCUGGAUUUCAGUGGCUCCGGGACCUUGUCACACAGCUACCGGUAUGAGGUGUGUCUGGCGGGGGGCGCUGGCACGAAUGAGUUCAAGUUCCUGAAGCCCAUUCUGCCCAACCUUAUGGGUGAAGGGCCUAUUGGGGACAUAGAGGAAAAUUCUAACUUUAGAAACCAAUUUGGUUUCAAUUAAUAAUCUGAUGGAAUAAAUAUUUUCUAAUGUAUAAAUUUCCAAUCCCUUUCAUGCACAUAA